Contarinia nasturtii (swede midge) is the source of this 492-nucleotide messenger RNA. RefSeq names its product THAP domain-containing protein 1-like. The transcript has 3 exons. The record is from RefSeq and is a predicted model, not a curated record. Lineage: Eukaryota; Metazoa; Arthropoda; Insecta; Diptera; Cecidomyiidae. Bases 1 to 492 code for a protein of 163 amino acids. Gene Ontology annotation, molecular function: sequence-specific DNA binding.
AUGGUGUUCUGUAAAAUAAAAAAUUGUACAACCAAAAAAGGCGAGCGAACGGUUUUCAACAUUCCGUAUGAUCCCAAGGUACGAUCGGAAUGGGCGAAGCAAAUACGGCGUCAUCAAUCAUUUGACGACACAACAAUCACAUACCCCGUAUGUAUUCUACAUUUCACUCCAGUUGAUAUUAAAAUCGCUGGCAAACGAACCACAAUCAAAAAAGGAUCGGUUCCAACAAUUUUCCCAUGUGCUAAUGGUGAUACGGUUGUUUUGGACCUCAAAGAUGAUGAAGAGCUUCCGGAUAUUGAUUCAACAGUUGGUGAAUAUGAGAAUAACUCGCACUCAACAAUGUCACUGUCAAUUGAACCGAUUUCAAAUACAAAACAAAAAAAUGUGUCAGCUCAAGAGUCACCAAAUCAAAAGGAAAACGAUGUGCCAAACGUACGAAGCAACAUCAAUACAAGCAAUAUGGAAUGCUCAUCGAACCACAUUGAUCAGUAA